AUGGGUCGCAAGCUAGGACUCUUUCGAGCGGCCUACCUGGUAUCAGCUAGCUGUAUGGGCUCCUUCGCAUUUGCCUUCGACACUGGAAUAAUCAGUGGUGUUCUCGCGUUAGAAUCAUUCCAGCAGGAUUUCAGAUACAACCACUACACCAAAGCCCAAAAAACCACUAUCAACUCCAACGCAGUCUCGAUCCUCCAAGGUGGAGCCUUUUUCGGCUGUUUCUUCGUCUCCCCGAUCGCUGCAUACCUGGGCCGGAGGACUGGCUUGAUUAUCAGUUCUAUCGUCUUCUCUAUCGGCACUAUCCUCCAGAUCAUCAAUAGUCACAGUCUGGGAACUUUCUAUGCAGGUCGUGUGGUUGCAGGGCUGGGCAUUGGUGCGGCGACCGUCUUGGUUCCGAUGUAUUCGGCAGAAAUGUCUCCUAAGGAAAUCCGGGGUCGACUGGGGGCUUGCUUCCAGCUGUUCUUUGCGUUGGGGGUCAUGAUCGCGUAUUGGACUACAUAUGCUGUCUCCAAAGACCAGCAUAAGGGUUCCAAUCAAUGGCAGACGGCACUCGGGCUGCAACUUCUUGGUUCAACAUUGUUGCUCGUCGGAAUGUGCACUGUCAAGGAGAGUGCGCGAUGGCUUGCUUCGAAAGGGAAACUGGAAAAAGCCCAUGAGUCAUUGAGGUGGGUUCGUGGUGGCGAGGAGACCGAAGCACUCCAGCAAGAAUUUGAAGAGAUUCUAGCAGGCAUUGAUGAGGAAGCACGUAUUAAGGAGAACUUGACCUUUAAGGAACUUCUUCUCCCCGUGAACCGAUACCGACUAUUCAUCGCUGUCACGAUCCAGCUCUCGGCGCAACUGACCGGUAACACAUCUUUGGCCUACUACGCCACCCAGAUUUUUAGUGCUGUCGGAGCUGGCAGUUCUGCCAAGCUAGUCACUGGAUUUUUCGGCGUUGUUAAGGUAGUGGGUGUUCUCACAUUUCAAUUAUUUGUGCUGGACCGGGUUGGGCGUCGAGUUCCUUUCAUGGCUGGUGCCUUUGCGAUGGGAUCAUUCAUGCUUAUAAUCGCUUGUAUCCUGGCUACUCACCCUGUCAGUUCCGAUUCGACUUCAGGGCCCAGCUCGGCUGGUAUUGCCUGCAUUCUCAUGACGUACGCAGAGGCAUUCAGCUUCAACAUGUCCUGGGGUCCGCUGCCAUGGCUCUAUGUCGGAGAGAUCUUCUCAAGCCGCACGCGAGAACUCGGGGUCACAGUCGGAGCAGCCUCUCAGUGGCUGUUCAACUUUAUGAUGUCCCAGGUCACUCCCCAUGCGGUGACUAACAUCGGCUGGCGCAUGUUCUUGAUGUUUGCUAUCUUUAACUAUGCUAUUAUUGGGUAUUCCUGGCUAGUCCUAAAAGAGACUUCAAAUCACUCCUUGGAAGAGAUGCAGGAGGUGUUUGGCGGCACCAGGAGACAGAGUAAACUGGAAUCUACAGAGUGUGAAGAACAUGCGGGACAGUUGGAGCUGGAGACAAAGCAUAAGGAGCAGCCAGGUACUGUGCAACAGCAGCAGGAGCUGGGAUCUGUGCGACCAAAUGUUAACAGAUAA
Penicillium taxi is the source of this 1566-nucleotide messenger RNA. RefSeq lists its product as uncharacterized. The transcript has 3 exons. Bases 1 to 1566 code for a protein of 521 amino acids. Gene Ontology annotation, molecular function: carbohydrate:proton symporter activity. Gene Ontology annotation, cellular component: membrane. Gene Ontology annotation, biological process: carbohydrate transport; transmembrane transport. Lineage: Eukaryota; Fungi; Ascomycota; Eurotiomycetes; Eurotiales; Aspergillaceae. The record is from RefSeq and is a predicted model, not a curated record.